Molecule: messenger RNA, 8559 nt
Organism: Candidozyma pseudohaemuli
Lineage: Eukaryota; Fungi; Ascomycota; Pichiomycetes; Serinales; Metschnikowiaceae
Exons: 3
Coding region: 1-8559 (2852 amino acids)
Biological process (GO): autophagy; Golgi organization; COPII vesicle coat assembly
Cellular component (GO): endoplasmic reticulum exit site; ER to Golgi transport vesicle membrane
Source: RefSeq, a predicted model, not a curated record
AUGAAAGAACUCAUUGAAAAAUGCAAAAGACGUCUCAAGAAGAACAACGACGCGGGUCCUCUAAAACUAGACACCGUUCUUGUCUUUAAAAUCUUGGGUACAAGUGUUAAGCAAAUGGCCAGGGAAAUCAGCACUGUAAGGGAUUACGAGUGUUAUACAUUCCAGGAGGAUUGCUUUACAAUCAACGACCACUUCUUCAAAAUCACAGAGCUACAUUUUUUGGUUAACGAAGAACAAGACUUUCUUGAGGACUCCAGCGUUCUCGAGGAUGCCCGUCUGCUGACCGGAGUGACAUCAUUCGGUUUGGGCCCAGACCUUGAAAGAAGAGUGGUGGUUUUUGAAGUUUGGCAUACUUCAGUCACAUAUUGGUGGUCAGAUUAUGAGAUGCCCAUGCCUACAAUAGGUGGCUGCUUCUUGGUAACGGGAGAUGAGAGAAAACUCAUUCAGGGCCCAAAGUUCCCAAUGUCGCAUCUGCUUUAUGGAGUUGGGUCAGAGGUGCCAGCUGACUCGAGUCACAGAGUUUAUGAUGAUGUCUCGAUCAGUCUCAAAGCUGACUUUGUCAAACCGUCUUGGUUCAUUCAAAGAGAGUACCAUCGAAUUGUGACGCCUGGCAUGUCUGUUCCCGACAUUGUUCCUUUACAAAUUGAUAUAAGUGGUGUGUCAGAUAUAAAGGAUGUGUCACUGGAACCUAUUCUCGUAUCCGAAAUAAGCAUUCAGUUGGAGGAAUUCACUAGCGUAUGGAGAGAUGGAAAAUUUUUCAAAGAAGUUCGUUCGAAGACCUUGCUUGAAAACAAAUCCACUGGUCUUGUUUACGAUUGUGGAGCAACAUUCAUCAUUCCACCCAAGCUGUACAAUUGCAAGCUUCCAGAGGUGGGUCCGAGUUUCUUUUCCCAAAGCUUCACGAGAAGCUAUGGCUUGAGAUUAAAAAUCAUCCUUUUCAACGAAAGCCUCUCAGAAGUAACGUUAUCCACAUUUUUUGAGUUGAAUAUGGCGAGAGUGAAGUACGAGCGGCUCAAAGAAAGUGAUAUUCACGACGACGAACGCUACCUUGGGGAGAAGCGUGAUGUGAAGAGAAUGUCGUUCGUCUCGGCGUUAGUGGGACUCCUGGUGUUCUUUGCAGUUCCUACUGGUUUUGCCUGGCAUAGCCAUUAUACGAUGUUCGAUAAUGAAGGUUUCACGAUUCCUUCAUUAAAAACGUACCGGGCCACUUUUUCCGAAGACCCCAACGUGUUGAACGAAACUCAUGCUUUCCUGUCAAGUGCGUUGGAGGCCAAUCAAAGCAGCGCAAUGAAGGCCCUCCAUUUCUCUGAAGGUCUCAAUGGUGACACAUUAGAAACCUUCCGGGCCGAAGGCAAGAAACUUAAAAGCGAGACCAACGAGCUCAAAUUUUGUACGCCAGGCACUAUAAAGAAGUGGGAUGAUUACUCAAAGAGGAUUGAAGAGUACACAAAACAAGGGCUUCCCAGAUUCAUGACGCUCAGUCUGACUUCACGCAUGGUGAAGGAUCUUUCAGGGGAAGAGAUCGCUCAAUUAAAGAUACUUCAGCCUUACUAUUUGACUCCGCAUCAGAGACAUGCUCACAAGGAAGGAUGCAAGGAGGCUAUUGACUUCAUCGGAAAAAAUUUCUCCAAAAACCCCGUGAUGAGCUCCAGAAGAAGAAUCAAUAAGGCCAGGCUGGCGGCACGUGCCAAACAGCCCUUGGUGGACUUGGACGCCUUGGCCUCCAAUGUUAGACCCUCUGAUUCGCCGGCUCCAUCCACUGACACGUCGGACCAGCCGGCUCCAGGACCCCCACCUAGAAGGGCUAGACCUCCACAGUCACAGAACCUAGAAAGUUCGGCUUCGGAAAGCAAAUCCACCGAAGGUCCACCUCCACGUAGAGGAGCUGUGAAACCGCCAACGAGUGCCAUCGACCAGCCUCAGCCUGUGCUAGGCGAAUCGGAGCACAUUGAGCACAGCGAUAACAGGAGCGAAUUGCCAUGGGGCCAUUCGCCCGAAUGGCAGCGUCGUGAAGCUCAGAAUCAGGAGCAGAACGAAGAGGAGCUGAAUCAGCAGUUGGAAGAUACACCCCAGGACUGGGAGCUGAACCAGCCAUCGUGGCAGCAGCACCACGAUCAGCAGCAUCAAUACCACCAGCAGCUGUCUGCCAGCGACCAGCAACAAGAACAUGUCCAGGAGGACCACUCCUCGCUUCCGCGGGGUAACCCUCCAUUCGAUGUGCCUUGGGACGACAACCAGAACACAGACUUGAACCAGCAUCAGCCACCUCAGCAUGAAAACUUCAGCCACCACGGCUCCUUGCCCUUGCCACCAGACGAAGAUAUUCAGGACGAUGAUGGCUCCGGGUGGGACGCAUACACGAAUAUUGAGCUUGAGGAGAGCCAGCAGCUACAGGCAGCGCAGGCGGAACAAGAGCACGGAGGUGAAGCCCAGAACCCCUACGAAACUCAAGAUCAGCAAUAUUGGCAGCACGAAGCGGCGAACCAAGACAACUGGGAUCAAGCAGGCGAAAACCAGGCUCCCGAAGAGGCUAAUGAGAAAGACCCAUGGGACCAGGACGACGAUCUUGGGGAUGAUCCAUGGGAUCAGGACGUGAAUUUGGAUGCUGAACAGAAGAAUGAUGCAUGGGAUCCAGAGGCAGGACACCCUCCUCAAGAAGAGCAUCAUAAUCAAUGGGAUCAGGAGGCAGAGCAGGUGGCCCAUGAAGAGCAGCAUAAUCAAUGGGAUCAGGAGGCAGAGCAGGUUGCCCAUGAAGAGCAGCAUGAGCCAUGGGACCAAGAAGCUGCGCCAGAACAUGCCAACGAAGCUCAAUGGGAAGGCUACAAUGAACCCACGGUUCACGCAUGGGACCCCGAAGCUGUGAACGAAAGCGAGCAACAAGCGCCAUGGGACCACGAGGCUCAUGCCGGCAAUGCGUGGAAUCCAAAUGACGAGCCCGAGGCUCCUGAAGAUCCUUGGGAUGAAAACGCUGCAAAUGAGGCAAACGAAGACCCUUGGGACCAGCAAACUCCAUAUGAUGGAGAGAUCGAGAAAGAUGUCAGAGCGGGCUUUGAUCAAGAGAGAACCGACGAGAAUGUCAACUACGAACAACAGCUCGAUCAGCAAUUCCAGCAUGAGGAAUCUCACCAAAACCUUGAUGAUGAACCUCUUCCUUGGGACAGUAAUCAAGCAGACGAACCCAAUGAAUACCCAUUUGAGCAUGAGCAACAGGCACCAUUAGAAGGUCAACACGAGGAGCCAUUUAAUCAUGACAACUUUCAGUCUGAGGCUCCACAACACGGGUAUGAUUCUCAAGCUGACAAUGUUGCUGAGCCCGACUCACAGUUUUUCGACGAACUUGCCCCACAACCUGCUACCCAUGAUGAGCAAGAACAACUGCAAGACUUUUGGACUAAUGGCGAGUCCAAUCAACUUCAAUCAGAAGAACAACCACAAAAGGAUGAGACCGGCCUUGAUAGCAUGUUGGGCGACGACGACUUCCUCGGUGAAAGUGAAUCGCCUGACCCACAACCUUUAGACGAGCCACAACACGCUCAUUACGAUACAGUCAUUCACCACGGUGUCGAACAAGCGCAGGAAGCAGACGAAAGCUUGAACAAUAAACUGAGGGCAUUGGAAAUGCUCGACAUGGAUGAAGACUUGCUUUUGGACGAAGAGUUCCUUGAAGAUGAAGAGCAAAUCACACAGCCCACUCAGGCAAAUGUGCAGCAGCCAUCCCAGCAGGUCACUCAACCAGCUCAACAGGCAGCUCCCCAGGUAACAACUCAGACACAAAAGCAGUCUUCAAAGUAUGCUCCAACGCUGAAAUAUGCCCCUACGACCGCCCCUGCGCCUGGCGGAAACCCAUAUGCACCAAAGGAUGUUGAGCAGCCAAAAUCUGGCCUUGUUACUGCAGUCAAACCAUCAGGGCCAACCAUUGAGCCUAGAAAGCAUGCAGUGGCCGAGGUCGCUGCUCAUGCACCAACGAUACCCAAGGCUGAGGAUAAGAUCAAAGAACAGCUCAAUGCUGCUAAGAAGAAGAAUGAUGCGUACGAUUUCCCAAUGGGUUUGGUUAAACCUCCUACUAGAGCUCCUAGAGCUGCAGCUAAGCUGAACCCAUCAUCGGUAACAUCUCCAUUGGUGAACCAAGCAGGUAUGGCUCCACCUGGAAACGAAAGAGUUUCAUCAAUCACCUCGCCAAACGUCACAUCAUCUAGUUUGAGUCCUGCUGCUCCUCCAGUGAAGAAGAAUUUCUUCGAGGAGUAUCCACCAAAUGCUAUCAAGCCUUCCUCGAGGCCCGGAAGAGCUGCUGCUUCGUCUUAUACCCCUCAGCCAACCAACGAAGACGCCAAUCAGUCUCUUAGAAAUGCAUCUAGUCCUUCUGUCGGCCAUGCAUUGCCCACCAAAUCACCAAAGAAUCCUUAUGCCGCAUUGCAGCCUAAGAACUCACAGACAGUGGCACACAUCCCACAGCCUGUCAUAGGAAACGUUCCACCUGGUCCCAAUAAGUACCAGCCGAACACGCAGGUUCCACCAGGAAUGUCUCCACAAGUUAACACCGUUCCUAUUGGAAGACCUCCACAGGGAGGUUUCGUACCUCCUCCUCAAGGCUAUCAAGGCGUUCCUCCUCCUCAGGGCCAUCCAGGCGUUCCUCCACAGGGUCACUUGCCUCAACCGGCGGCGCCUCCCCAAAAUCAUGGUGCUCAGCCUUUCCCCAAUCUAGGUGGUAGGCCUCAGGAGCCUACUCAAGUCCAGAAGUCUCCAAGAAUGAGUGUCAACACCGCUAUGCAAGGAAAGCAUCCUGAAAAGGGAGCCUCGUUGAGCCCAUAUGUUCCUGUUUCGGGACCCUAUGCUCCCGGAGCUAGAGGCCACUCGCGGACCAGCUCAAUUGUUGGUGGCAAGGCCAAGGAAGGAAACCCAUACGCUCCGGUGCAAGGUGGCCCACCCCCCACUCAACAGCACGCAAAGGGUGCUGUACCUCCACCAGGGUUCCACGGAACCAGGGCAAGAGGCGCCUCUUUGAACAGGAAAUCGAACCCAAAGGUGCAGAACCCAGCCGCUUUGCUAGAGAGACAAUUUCCAAUCUUUCAUUGGAACAGUUCUCAAAAUGUGGCUUUCAUGAUUCCUCAUCAGCCAGUGAGUUCCUUUGACCCAUUGAUUAGAAAAAUCCAGGUUGAGAAGGUUUCUGAUGUUGCAAGCAAACACAACCUUUACAAUGACUUCCCAGGACCAUUGGUGAAGGGCAAGGUCAAGAAGAAGGAUAUGGAACUCUGGUUGCAAAAGGUGAUAACAUCUACUGAGGCUGAAAACCCGGCUUCCGAUGAAGUGGUCCUUGCCAAGAUUCUUCUUUUGCUUGUUAAGUUUGACGGAAACUUCCGAAACGAAGAGUUGUUGUUGGAGAUUGCCAAGGUGCUCACUCCUAACGUUGACUACAACCAGGAGACGCCAGCUGCUUCCAUGUCAGUUGGAGGACAAGCCAUUUCUGCCAAUGCCUAUAAGCUUGAUAAUCAAGGCAUUAACAGUGUCUGGAGCUUGAUUCAGACCGGUAAGACAGAGGAGGCAUUGUCCAUCGCAAUGUCUAAGGGUGAUUGGGCGCUUUCGUUCAUCAUUGCUUCCUCCAUUGGUCAGGAAAGAUUUGCGAAGGUUGCCUCGGAUUACGCUAGAAUAUCGUUUCCAUUCCAGAAGGGUCUGAUCGCCAAAGUGCAACAUCUCAUGCCAAUUCUCAUGAAGAUCUUUGUCGGAAACUCCGCUGGUGUGAUCAGCGACUUCGAGAACGUCGCCACUGAAGGUGAAUUUGCAAGGAUGUAUUAUAAGGAAAUCCUCGCUGCUGCCAUUGUCAACAACUGCAACACCAACUUCCUAGUGGACUUUGGCAACUUCUUAUCGAAAUCUGGCAUGACCACUGCUAGCGAGCUUUGCUUCAUCAUUGGAGGAUUAGUCAUGACUCCUUCUCCACUCACAAACGGUGCUUCAUUCCAAGCUGUUGGUGUUUUCACACUGACCUCGGUUUACUCCGAAAUUUACGAGUACAUUUUGCUGGUUUCGCCGGCAACACUGAACACAAUACCUCCAACAGGCUUACCUCACUUGCUUCUGUUCAAGUUGAGACGUGCCCAGACUCUUGCUGACUUCGGCUGCUUUACCGAAGCAAGAAGAUAUUGUGAUUUGAUUGGCAGUACCAUGAGGACUCUCGGUAAAUCGCCAUACGUAAGUCCAGGGUUGACUCAUGAAUUUCAGGAUUUGCUCAUCAGGUUAUCUAACUCUGGAGCUUCUGAUUCGAGUUGGCUUGGUGCCAAAUUGAGGAGCAGAGUUAACAUGGACAAAAUGUGGGGACAUCUUGACAAAAUUAUUGGAGGUGAGGAUUCAACCCCCAAGCCACAAGACACUGGCGUUUUCCGCAAUUACAGUCCUUCGCUUUCUCGCAAUGCUUCCACCCUAGACAUUACUCAACAAUUGCCAAACGGAACUCAAAUACGCCCCGAUUUGAACAGAACAGCGUCGCUCGCAUCAGCGCCAGCUGGACAUACAGACUUCAGUCCUGUUCAGCCACAAGCUCGUGGAAGCACACUGAGAUAUGCGCCAGGCGGUCCAGGGAGCUACAAAAAGGCACCUUCCUUGCUGGGCCAGUCAAGUUUCCAGCUGGGCCUUCCUCAACAUCCCACCCACAAAAGAAUUCCAAGCAACGGCUCGCUGCCUAAUGUGGCUCUUGAUCCAAGUCCAGUGAACGAGGAUGCCAAGCCGCCAUUGAAGCAGGCCUCCUCGUUUGCUCCAAGACAGCCUCCAAUCCCUCGUAACCCGUUGUACAGCAAUCGUUCCGGUCAGGUGUCUGCGCUGUCAAUCGUGUCAUCUCACGUUAGCCCACAGCAGAACCAGCAGAGACACAAUGACCAGCAUGAAAGAUUUGAGUUACCAGACCUUGAUGUAACUAAUGAACAUCCGGUUAUGGAACGCUCACCAAGAGGUCUUGAGAAGGGUCACUUCAGGACUUCGCUGUUACAGAGUGAGGUGCAAGAUGGAAUUGAUGGCAAUGAGGACAACCAUGUACCUGAUACUAUUGAGGAGAAAUCAGAGGAGUCUUCUAGCCAGCGCCCAUCUAGAGGUGAGUUAUUGCCAAAGAAGGAGGAAUCAGAGCCAGAGCCAGAGCCUGAGCACAAGCCCACACCAUCAGAGGAGCCUGAAGAGAAGGAUGAACCAAAGAAGGAUGACGCUUCUGUGCCACCACCACCUAUCUCCACUAGGAAGUCUCUUCCUCAAAGAGCCAAUCCUUACGCUCCAGGAGGAUCCAGAGGCCAGGCUCGCGGCUCCAACUCCAACAGGUAUGGACCAGGAAAGACGGCCAACAAGUACGCAUCUCCACAUCCCUCUCAACAUAAGGAUUUCUUGGAGAAGUCCACGCCCAAUAUGUCAACUAAUGAGGUUUUAGGUCAUGAUCAGAAUGGUGAUGCCGAGAACGAGGUUUCUAAAGCCGAAGAGGAUAAGGAGAAGGAGAAGGAAGGCGAGGACGAAGAGGCCCCCUCUGACUCCCCAGCUUCAGGCCCUUCGCCUCAACCUGAAGCACCUAGUCAGGCCCCUCCUGCAAGAGGACCACCUCCAAGAAAUGGCCCCUCCAAACCAAGUGGUCCACCAGGUAGAAGAGCCAAUCCUUACGCACCAGCUCCCAAGAACCCUUAUGCGCCACCUGGGGAGCUGACCAAGCAGCCUGAGAAGAACACCUCGAAGCCUCCAGCAAACGUGGAUAUCAGUGUUGACUACGGUGCAGAUGAAAGCGUGGACACUUCCGAGGACACCAAGCCACCAAUGCCUGGCAGAGUGGUUUCUCCAACUGCCAGGGCCGACUAUGCCAACCCAUUCCAGCAUGAGAAGGCACCAGUUGAAGGUGGUCUUGAAGACUUCUCCAUACCUGGCUCGCCGGAGUACACCACCAGAGCCAAUUCGGUCAUUGGCCACAAUGGCUUGUUUUCCAGCAAGUUGUCUCAAUCUCAACAGUCGGUAAUGUAUCAGCAGUACGAGGUGAAGGAUGACACUGUUCACGACUACGUUCCCGUUCCUGAGGAUGAAGAGGACGAGGAGGAGAAGAGAAUCAAGAAGAGAAAGGAGGAGAGUGCUGCUGCCGCCCAACAGAACGAAGCAAGAAGACCAGCACAAGAAAGCGAGGGUUGGUUGAGCAGGUUGAGAGGAAGGAGGCAAGACGACAAGCCGAAGCCAAUCAAGGCUAAGCUUGGACAAGAGAGCACCUUCUACUACGACGAUGAACUCAAGAGAUGGAUUGACAAGAGCAGACCCCUCGAGGAGCAGAUCAAGGAGCUGGCACCACCACCACCUCCAAUGAAGAAGAAGGUUGCGCCUAAAGCGGAACCAAAGGCCAGUUCUCCAGAGGCUGGCAAGCCACAAGCACCUUCUGAAAGCAACUCCGAAGCACCUUCGGCCCCCAAGGGUCCCACUCCUCGAGCAGCUCGUGCUGCCCCAAGAGGGAACUUGGCGAAUGCCAACUUGGACGACCUUUUGUCGUUGAGCAGCGGAGCUCCUGCUGGAGGCCGCAAGCAAAAGAGAAGAUACGUGAAUGUGCUUGAGAAGAAGUGA